UCAUUUAAUCUAUAUAUACAUGUACUAUCUCGUAGUAUUCUAUCUAUUCCUCGUUAGAUCAUUCCACUUGUCUUCUAACAACCCAUCUUGACUCAAUCAUCGAUCCUUUCUGAUAGUGUAUAAUCUACAAUCUAUAUACAUUCCCCACAGUUGACCGACUGCAGUAUGGCGGACGAUUCCAACGCCAUAUUACGCCGUCGCUCCUCUCUGCGUCAGCAGCGCCGUCUGUCUUUACAGUUUGAGAACAAUUCCUGGGCUGCGCCUCCCUCUGGAACCAUUUACGCUGGUCUGUCAACGUUGCUCGAAGAUGGAAUGGUGACAGUUGCAAUCGCUAUUCGCGAUACGACCUACCUCAUAGACUUCAUUCAAGAAUCGUUGCCCCUCAAGGAUGGCAAGUCCUUAUGCUCGGUGCUGGAGCGUUUCGUCAUAGAUCAGUUGCAACAAUUCAGUGACACCCACCUGGAGAAGUUCAUCGGAUUAGCGAUGCCGGAGCGCAUAGCGAAGCAAUGCCCCAAACUAUGUUCGAGGCUCUGGGCGGAGCUCGAUAUCAUUCCUCUGGUCUUGCCUGAAGGGAGCCGAAGAGAGGGAGAUGACAAGUUCGCCUUCGGAAUUCCUGACUCGACUACCUGGAAGAUCCGAGGCACUGACGAGCAGGCAGAGUCUAUGGGCCGCAAAUGUGUUCGGCUGUUUGGACCGGACAACAUCCCCUUGCUACAGGUUGGCUUUUUGGGUUUAGUGGAGGUGGACACUGCCUUCCAUGUGCGCUUGACCAACCUCGACGACUUCGAAAAGACGGUCUACCCCAAGACAUGGAAGGCUAUUCAGCAUUAUGCGGAUGACCUCAAGGAAAGGAAAACCAAGAUUGCCUUUUUCAGUGCCACCCCCCAAGGUGGAGGCGUAGCCCUCAUGAGACAUUCUCUUGCGAGGUUCUCCUACUCAUUAGGAACCGAUAUAAAAUGGUAUGUGCCCAAGCCACGGCCGGGCGUCUUCCGUGUAACCAAGAACAACCACAAUAUCCUGCAGGGCGUUGCAUCCCCUGAGGAGCGGUUGAGCGAGGAGGCCUGGGGGCAGGUAACGGACUGGGUCAACGAGAAUGCGAAGAGAUACUGGUUGAUCCCAGGAGGUCCUCUACAACACCCUAAAGAUGGAGGAGCCGAUGUAGUGGUUAUUGAUGAUCCGCAGAUGCCUGCGCUAAUCCCUAUCGCGAAGCGACUCGCACCGGACCGACCGGUAAUCUUCCGCAGUCACAUCCAAAUCCGCAGUGACUUAAUCGACCAGCCGGGAUCUCCGCAAGAAGAAGCUUGGAGUCGCCUCUGGGAAGACAUCCAACAUGCGGACAUUUACAUUAGUCACCCCGUGAAGUCCUUUGUACCCAGUAGCGUGCCCAGAGAGAAGGUAGGCUAUAUGCCAGCGUCGACAGAUUGGUUGGAUGGUUUGAAUAAGCACAUGCGAGAGUGGGAUGUUGCUUACUAUGGCCGGGUUUUCAAUUCCCUCUGUAGGAAUUCCGGCAUGCCCACUAUUGAUUUCCCUGAAGAUGAAUACAUCGCUCAAAUUGCACGCUUUGAUCCAUCGAAGGGCAUUCCGGAAGUCGUGGAAUCGUACGUCAAGUUCCACCGGCGGUUCGCAGCUGCAUUUCCCGACAGACGGGCCCCCAAGCUGUUGAUCUGUGGCCACGGCUCCGUUGAUGACCCAGACGGAACGGUGAUUUAUGACGCUGUCGUCACCCACAUCGAGGAAAACCUCCCCGAUCUCACCGAACAGAUCUGCGUCGUCCGCCUGGGCCCGUCGGACCAGCUGCUGAAUGCCCUUCUUUCGAAAGCCAAGGUGGCGUUGCAACUCUCGACACGGGAAGGGUUCGAGGUCAAAGUGUCAGAGGCCAUCCACAAGGGGACGCCGGUGAUCGCAACCAGGGCUGGUGGCAUUCCUCUCCAAGUAGCUGACAGACAGAACGGCUUCCUCGUGGAGGUUGGGGACACCGACGCAGUGGCCCAGCACCUAUUGGAUCUGUGCACGGACGACGAGCUGUAUCAGCGAAUGCAUAAAUUCGCCCUCAGCCACGUGUGCGACGAGGUGAGCACGGUCGGCAACGGACUGAACUGGCUUUACCUUGCCUCGAAACUGUCUAAAUCCGAAGAGGUCAAGCCGAACGAGCGCUGGAUCAACGACAUGGCUCGCGCCGAGGCGGGCCAAGAGUACACCAGCGAUGAGAGCAGACUGGUGCGGGAACUUUGCCCCCAGAAUGGCGUGAACGGGCACUAAGCUCGCCGGCCGAUAGUAGAAGGGCAGUCAGAUGUUUGGAUGGUCGAUGACCGUGAAUGUAUCUCCAC
This is a messenger RNA of Aspergillus alliaceus, 2327 nucleotides long. It is a transcript of the gene ccg9, whose product is annotated as putative trehalose synthase (Ccg-9). Gene Ontology annotation, molecular function: glycosyltransferase activity. The coding region runs from base 166 to 2259 and encodes 697 amino acids. The transcript has 6 exons. NCBI's taxonomy places the organism in Eukaryota, Fungi, Ascomycota, Eurotiomycetes, Eurotiales, Aspergillaceae. The record is from RefSeq and is a predicted model, not a curated record.